Hordeum vulgare subsp. vulgare (domesticated barley) is the source of this 1818-nucleotide messenger RNA. Its product is annotated as DNA polymerase delta small subunit. Lineage: Eukaryota; Viridiplantae; Streptophyta; Magnoliopsida; Poales; Poaceae. Gene Ontology annotation, cellular component: delta DNA polymerase complex. The record is from RefSeq and is a predicted model, not a curated record. Gene Ontology annotation, biological process: DNA replication; DNA strand elongation involved in DNA replication. The transcript has 14 exons. The coding region runs from base 200 to 1489 and encodes 429 amino acids. Gene Ontology annotation, molecular function: DNA binding.
GUGUGUCACUCUGCCACAGUGACGCCGCAGCCGCAGCCGCAGCCGCAGCCGCUUCCAUCGCCGACGAAACCACGGAGCGCGCCCGCGGCGGAUAAAUUUGGGCGCGGGCGGGAAGGAGACGAGAGAGAAACCCCACAAGACCGCCCCAAACCCCAGAACUCCGCCUUCGCCUUCGCCUUCGCCUUCGCCGCCGGUCGCCAUGGAGAGGAAGCAGGCGGACUACAGCAACCUGGACGAGAGGUACACGAUCCAGGGGGAGAGGUACCAGGGCCAGCAGUACAGCCACAUCUACUACACCCGCCUCCACCACAUGCGCACCCUCCUCCACGCCCUCGUCCCCUCCCGGAAGCCGCACCUCCCCGUCACUACGGUGCUUGGACUCGAAAAAGGAAAAGAUUGUGUGCUUGUUGGGACUUUAUACAAGCACAUGAAACUGAAGCCUUCUAUUCUCGAUGAAUACUCAAAGGAGAGGUCGGCAAUACCUCUUGUAAAGCCACACAAUUUCAUGCAUUCUGACGAUAAUCUUAUUCUGGAAGAUGAAAGUGGAAGAGUUGCACUUGCAGGAGCCAUACCUCCAGCAGCUUAUGUGACUGGGGUUGUAGUAGCCCUUCAUGGGAAGGAAACAAGUGCUGGCAACUUUCUUGUUGAAGAUGUUAUGGAGGCUGGCCUUCCUCCUCAAUCUGUGUUGCCUUGCAUAAAUGAGGACAAGUAUGUUGUUUUUGUAUCGGGAUUAAGUGUCGGGAGCAGCACAUUCAAUCCUCUGCAGUUCCAACUUCUUAUUGACCAUAUCACUGGGCAUUUGGGUGAUGAGAAUGAGCAAACCAUAGCAUCAAAGAUAGUUCGUGUCGUGGUCGCUGGAAAUUCAGUACAUAUUGCACCAAGGUUCUUGAAUGGCCAGACAGUAGCUGCAAAAGAUCAACCAAGGAUAGCUGAGCCAAUCAAAGAACUGGAUAUAAUGCUGACUCAGCUGGUGGCGUCAUUACCUGUAGAUAUAAUGCCAGGUUGUAAUGAUCCAGCGAAUUUUUCUUUGCCUCAGCAGCCUUUGCAUAGAUGCCUUUUCUCUGGAGCAUCCACCUAUAAUACGUUCUCAUCAUGUCCGAAUCCACAUCAAUUUGAUCUCGACAAUGUCAAGUGUAUUGGAACAUCUGGCCAGAACAUAGAUGACCUCUACAGGUACUCGGAUGCCAAAGAUAGGUUGGAAUUCAUGGAAAGGACAUUGAAAUGGCGCCAUCUUGCUCCGACUGCACCAAACAGCCUAGGAUGCUAUCCAUACACAGACAAGGACCCUUUCCUUGUAGAAACUUGCCCCCAUGUUUACUUCGCCGGGAAUCAAGAUAAAUACGAAACUCGAUUGUUGAAAGGAACGGAGAAACAGCAGGUUAGGUUAAUCAGCAUUCCAAGAUUUUGUGAGAGUGGAAUCGCAGUCAUGCUCAACUUGAGGAACCUGGAAUGCAGCACCUUGAGCUUCUCAACGAGCUUCGACGCCUGACUUUGCUCCAUGUGUGGAGUGUGUAUGCAGAGCUUAAUGUUGAAGUUUAAGCUUUCAUGAGGACGCACACUCUUUUUGUGACCUGUAGCCUGUAGAGGUUUAUGCGAGGGCCACCUCGGAAGGAUGUUACGUAACCAAACAAUUCUUAGACGCGCGAUGACCUAGGUUUCUCCGAUUUCACCCGGUUGUAGCCCUGUGCUUCGUUGUAGCUGACAAACAAAUGGAAGAAGCUCGUGCUCCUUUCCCCCUGUUUCCGUGAGCUGAUUCAUUCGCCAGACCUUGUGUUUUGUUGCCAUUAGUUUCAGCAAAUGUACCACUCUUUUCCGAAA